UAAUACAAACAAUGACAGUUGUUGAAACCGUACUACAAAACAAUGUAGUGUAAGUGUGUGUGUAGUGACCUUAGCGAUUAAGACACUCGUUACGGUGUGGUUAUUUGAACGGUUUGGCGGCAUUUUAAGAGUGAACCAUUGGCUAGGUACGUAUUAACCACUCCUCUUGAACCUUAGAAUGGUUCUCAAACCAUUCGUGCCGUUCACGUCGCGUAGUAUGUAUAGUCCGUUACAAAAAUGCGAUGCGAAAAUUCAUUUAACGUUAAAAGUGCCGUGCGUACGCAUCUAGAUUGUGGUAAAGCGAUUUAAACGUGAAAAUAUGUUGUAUUUUGUGGUGGACGGUGGUGUUGUAACAUAAACUAGCUGUGCUUUUCGCCAAGGCAUCGGUGUCGUAUAUCUAAGCAGAACGAAGACCCAAUAAGAUGAUGUAACGAUAAACGAACGUACAACUAAUCGCCCCUCAUCAACCAUGUUUAAGGAGGACAUAAAGAAUUCGAGUAUAAAGUAAAUGAAGGGAAUAUGUGGAAAGCAUAUUGGUGCAGUUCCAGUCACUGGUUCGCAAUCCUCGUAAAACGAAUUAUUUUCCCAAUGAUUUUGAAACGUCAACAGCAUGUUGAAGCAUAUGUUAAACACAAACGGGGCUGUCGCCAAUCGAAAUGUACCCCGACCUGAUAGUUCGAUUGUUAUGGAACCGAGGGAAUCGGCGUCGAGGUACAGGUCGCCGAACGGUAACACGUCCAGAGUUUCGCAACAGUAUCCGCUGAACGUGUCCCAGCUGCACAACACGACGCUGGACAAUUCGAAGCAUUCGAUUUACAGUACGGCGGUGCUGCCGCCCGGCAACAAGGCCCUGAAUGGAGGCCUCAACAUCUCCAGGGUGCGGAACCAGAGCACCGUCAACAAGUUCAUCGCCAAGUCCAAGCAGGUCGGCGUCAAGGAGAUGCUAGUGAGUUUGGGACUGUUGUGCCUAGUGAGUUUGUUGUUGGCGUUGCUGUCGCUGAUCUUCCUGCUGAAGAUCUCGCCGGUGACGGCGAACGAUAUACGGGAACUAUUGAGGGCGGAACAAUUGACUGUUAUCACUGCCGAAGAGUAUGUGGUCGUUUACGAGGUCACAUUGGCCUUGUGUGCGCUGACUUUGUCGUUGAAUUUGUGCUGUCUUCUAGUUUGCGCCAUACAAUUCUUGUUCGCCGUCAAAUUGGUCAAAAGUCCACAUGGAGGCAAUGAUAGGACUAACAAGUACUUGCAAAAGUCUUCAGUUAGCCGAGUAUGCGCAGUGGGUGGAUUCUUCAUUUCCAUACCAGUAUUUCUAACAGGCAUAAUACUGUACACGUUCAUCCAGUUCCACUCGACUCCAGCCAUAGUGACCAGCGUGUUCAUCGGCCUGGGCAUCAUCUUCUGCGGCUGCGCAAUGGUGCACAACGUGUUCAUAUGGCAGCGCGAGAAGACGAACGCCGUCAAGGAGCUGGCGCUCCAGCAGCACGAGCAGUCCGUCCACAACUCGUUCCACAGCGUGGCGGCGCCGCCGCAGAUCAACCACUCGCACGUCAGCAACUACAACAGCUUCGCGCACAGCAUGGCCACCAUACACGGCAACGGGCCCUACAUCGUCAGGCCGUCCACCACGACGCCGCCCACGGGCGAGAACCUCAACCUGACCAAGCUGUCGCAUCCGAGGGAGGCGAGCGGCAGCGUCAGCCCCGGCAUGCCCAACACCACUCUGGACCUGAGCAGCGUGGCCACCACCAACUCGCCCCACGAGCUGUCCACGCUCGUCUGAUUUGGUCCUUGUAGUCUCGUGUGGUACCACCACGAAAACUCUUCUUUUAAUUAUUAUUAAUUAACUAGUCUGUUGGAUGACCAAUUUUUGUUGUUGUCAAUUGUGGAAGAUUUCGGCGGAAUGGGAGGUGAAUUGCACGUUGACUCAUUCGGGGAACUGAAGGUCGACGUUGUGGGCGAAAGUAAAAUAUGGUUAAACAGGGUAACAAAAUGCUAUCGGUGGAUUUUACUGUGUUUCUAAGCGAAAAAACGGAGGUACAAAACAACACAAAUGGCCAUAUUUGCCUGCAUCAACGUGACAACACAAAUUCAAGUGACUCAUCCAGAGUUUAAUAAUAUCGACGUCUUACCUAAUUCUUAAAUACUUCUUGCAAUUAUUAGGUAUUGUAUUAUUUAUAACGUACUACUAGUUAAUAUUUAUGGAGUAUUAAACCAGUCAUGUAUUUCUUGUCACUGUUAUUCUAUUAUCAGAAAAAAAGAAAUGAUAUUAAUUGUAUAUAGAUUUUUAUAUUAUUUAAAUGAAGUAUUUGAAGUGGCAAAUGGGUAUUCAACUAUCCUGUAUAUAGUGCUUUAUUUCACACGUUUUUGUGAAAAUUCAAAGAAUGGUUAGUACAAAAGUUUCACUGCCUUUUUACAUACUACAGCAUAGAAGAAUAUAGAUGUAAAACCGACAUAUUUUAUAUUAAAUAUAUUUAUACACUACGUGUAUGUGCAGAUCAAAAAUAUUAACUUGUGCCUUUCUUAUUGUAACAAUUUAUAUGAUAACCAAUUAGGCAUUUGUUUGUUGUUCAUUGAUUAAUACUUGACAUUUGCAAUAAAUAAAUUUCCAUAUGUUUCUACAGGCUGUGAUUGUGUAUCAAAAAAUUAAUGACAUCCAUUCAUUUUUACUGCAUGUACUUUAAUCUUGCCUUUAUACAACUUAAAUAAUAAAUAUAUUUUAUAUAUAACCA
This is a messenger RNA of Aethina tumida (small hive beetle), 2726 nucleotides long. RefSeq lists its product as uncharacterized. The transcript has 4 exons. The record is from RefSeq and is a predicted model, not a curated record. Bases 611 to 1777 code for a protein of 388 amino acids. NCBI's taxonomy places the organism in Eukaryota, Metazoa, Arthropoda, Insecta, Coleoptera, Nitidulidae.